GGUAAUUCCUAGACUGAUUGUGAGCCAACUCAUGCCAUAUUCGAUGUGUGUAACAUAUUGCAGUGUACAUAACCCCUCCUUUACUACGCCACACUGGCUGGGAUACCUGCUGUUCUCAGAAACGUCACACGGAUUCUGUUAUAAAGUCCACCACAAUAGAUCGCCGGGGCAUUUGUUUCCAUAUAGACGCCUGGCAGCAGCUUGGGAGAGAAAGAAAGGCAAGAGGAGACAGAUCGGAAAGAUGUUUUACUCGGGGCUCCUAACAGACCGAAAGGAUGUGGACCUGAGGGAAGCUGCAUCUCUCCGACAACAGAGGAGAAUGAAGCAGGCAGUGCAGUUUAACCACAAGGACUCGGCUGACCUGCUACCAUUAGAUGGGCUGAAAAAGCUGGGGACUUCGAAAGAUACUCAACCGCACAACAUCCUCCAGAGACGGUUGAUGGAGACAAACAUGUCCAGGUUGCGCCACAACCGGGGCAGCUGCUCUCAGAAGAACGAACUCUCACUCCAGACAAAUAAACUGAAUCAAAUGAAACUGGAUGGCCCAAAGAAAACAGAGCAAGAAGACCUCAUCCUGGUGUGUUGCCAGUGCGCUGGGAAGGAACUGCAAGUUGUGGUUGAUACUGGAUGUCAGAGCAAUGUCAUAUCAUCUGCAUGUCUGGAGCGACUAGGACUAAAGGAGCACAUGAAAUCCUAUAAGCCCGAAGGUGAGAAGAUUUCAUUGCCACACAGUGUGAAAGUGAUUGGCCACAUAGAACACCUGGUUCUUACCAUGGGGACUAUUCACGUGGACUGUUCAGCAAUUGUGGCAGAAGAUAAUGAUAAAAACUUCUCCCUGGGGUUACAGACACUGAAAUCUUUGAAGUGUGUGAUAAACCUCGAAAACUAUCACUUGAUCUUGGGGAAGACAGACAGGGUAGAAAUUCCUUUUGUCAGUAAUGCCUCUGCUCACGAAGAGAAGGCACAUCCUCAUGGCAGCCACCUGCGCUCCUGGUUCAGUGCUGUAGGACACAGCUGGAAGCCUGGGAAGUGUCCCUGGAAAAGCACUUCUGAGGCUUGAAGAGAAUGCACUGCUGGCUUCAGAGAAUAAGGCUUUUGUGAUUGAAAGGAGAGUCGGCAAUACUGAUAACCCCACCUUGCUAGACUUUAGCUAGCUUGUAGCUAAAUGAAGGAAGGAGUUUAGGGCAACUUCAGGCAUUCAGUCACCAUGCCAAGAGUCUGGACAGUGGACUUCUAAAAGCACAUCUGAGUCCACUCUUAAAAAUGAUGUCCUCUUUAUGGUCAUCUAAAUAUGAAAAUGUUUCUUUUUCAUCUUUUUUGUUAUGAAUGGAUUAGUGAAAUGAAUUGCCUCUUGUGAGACUGAAAAAGACAAUUUUUAUAACUUCCUCUUUUGAACUAAUUGUAUUUAGCUGCAGUGAGAGGCUAUGAGAAUCAGAUUUUUAGAAUUAUUUUUAAACAGAGAAUGAUUAAUAAUUGGACAUGAUUGGGUUCAAAGGAGUUACAAACCAGAGCCUAUUCACAAUUAAAUAAGUUCAUCCAAA
Lacerta agilis (Sand lizard) is the source of this 1541-nucleotide messenger RNA. It is a transcript of the gene NRIP3, whose product is annotated as nuclear receptor interacting protein 3. The record is from RefSeq and is a predicted model, not a curated record. Gene Ontology annotation, molecular function: aspartic-type endopeptidase activity. The transcript has 8 exons. Gene Ontology annotation, biological process: proteolysis. Lineage: Eukaryota; Metazoa; Chordata; Lepidosauria; Squamata; Lacertidae. The coding region runs from base 32 to 1060 and encodes 342 amino acids.